CCCCUAUGGUAGUAUUCUAGUAUGGUUCUAAAUUCAUUCGUCACUUUGUCUUAUACUAGAAUGUGAAAUGUCUGGUAAUGGCAUUCAUUGAAAGAAAUUAUAUUGGAAUUACAGAACGGUGAAAUAGUUAUUUUGUUAUAGACACUGUUCGUGUAUUUGUAGUUGUAAAAAUUUGAUAUUUUUGUUUUGAAAUAUAAUAUGAUCAAGUUAUUCUUUAGAACUGUUACUAUGGAUGCUUAUGAUAAAUUGGAAAAAAUUGGUGAAGGAACCUAUGGAGUCGUAUAUAAGUGUAUGGAACGUUCUUCAAAAGAAAUUGUAGCAGUUAAAAAGAUACGUAUGGAAAUGGAAGAUGAAGGUAUACCAGCUACUGCUAUCAGAGAAAUUAGUAUAUUAAAAGAACUUAACCAUCCAAAUAUUGUGAAUUUAAGGGAAAUACUUAUGGAUGAUUCACGGUUAUAUUUAGUAUUUGAAUUUGUUCCUAUGGAUUUAAAAAAAUUCAUAGACUCUAGGCCAAAAAAACACUUAGAUGAAAAUAUUACUAAAUCUUUUACUUAUCAGUUAUUAGUUGCUAUAUAUUAUUGUCAUGUAAGACGAAUAUUACAUAGAGACUUAAAACCUCAAAAUAUAUUAGUUGAUAUAAAAAAUAAUAUAUUAAAAGUUGCUGAUUUUGGUUUGGGUCGUACUUUUGGUUUGCCUAUUCGAGUUUACACACAUGAGGUUGUAACAUUGUGGUACCGAGCUCCUGAAGUGUUAUUAAAUACUCAACGCUAUGGUUGCCCAAUUGAUAUGUGGUCUGUAGCAUGUAUAUUUGCAGAAAUGGCUGGUGGAAAACCUUUAUUUCAAGGAGAUUCAGAAAUUGAUCAACUUUUUCAUAUUUUCAGGAUAUUAACUACACCAAAUGAAAAUACAUGGCCCGGAGUUUCAGAAUUAAAAGACUACAAACCUUCAUUCCCUACAUGGAGCGAAAAUAUACUAAAGAAAUCUGUCAAAAAUAUAAACAAUAUGGGAUUGGACUUACUUCAAAAAAUGUUGAUCUAUGAUCCGAGUAAACGUAUCAAUGCCAGAGAUGCGCUACAACACCAUUAUUUCAAGGAUUUAAAUAAAAAUACUAUUCCAGCACAUCCUGAAAUUAAAUUUUGAAUAAUAUUUAAUAUAAAAAUAAUUUUAUAAAUAGUUUCAGUGUUAACAUUUUUUGUUACAACUUAUAUUAAAGUUAAAAAUUUAUGUUUUAUGUUAAUAAAAUUAUAAAAAUAUUCAAUGUAUAUAUUUUUUUUUAAAACAAAAAUAAUUAAUAAAUAAUAAUUUUCUGCAA
This is a messenger RNA of Aphis gossypii (cotton aphid), 1312 nucleotides long. RefSeq names its product cyclin-dependent kinase 1-like. Gene Ontology annotation, molecular function: cyclin-dependent protein serine/threonine kinase activity; ATP binding; RNA polymerase II CTD heptapeptide repeat kinase activity. The coding region runs from base 199 to 1140 and encodes 313 amino acids. Gene Ontology annotation, cellular component: nucleus. Gene Ontology annotation, biological process: G2/M transition of mitotic cell cycle; protein phosphorylation; mitotic G2 DNA damage checkpoint signaling. The record is from RefSeq and is a predicted model, not a curated record. NCBI's taxonomy places the organism in Eukaryota, Metazoa, Arthropoda, Insecta, Hemiptera, Aphididae. The transcript is spliced from 7 exons.